Messenger RNA from Aphis gossypii (cotton aphid), 574 nucleotides. RefSeq names its product 60S acidic ribosomal protein P2-like. The transcript has 5 exons. Gene Ontology annotation, molecular function: structural constituent of ribosome. Lineage: Eukaryota; Metazoa; Arthropoda; Insecta; Hemiptera; Aphididae. Gene Ontology annotation, biological process: cytoplasmic translational elongation. Bases 170 to 508 code for a protein of 112 amino acids. The record is from RefSeq and is a predicted model, not a curated record. Gene Ontology annotation, cellular component: cytosolic large ribosomal subunit; ribosome.
ACUAUUUGGUAACACUGGUUAGCUGUUGCAUAGUCUGAAUGCUAGAGCUAUGUUUCUACUUCAUUUACAAGUCUUUUGACUUCAAAAGCUGUACAAGUGUUUGAGCAGUACACACAUUUUCCACGUUUUGCCAGCAGCCAGCUCACGUUUCGUGUCCAACAGACUUAAAAUGCGUUACGUGGCUGCAUACCUGUUAGCUUCCCUUGGUGGAAAAGAACCAUCCAAUGAUGAUAUUGAAAAGAUCCUAAGUUCUGUCGGUAUCGAAUCUGACGCAGCUAAAGCUAAUCUCGUUCUCAAAGAACUGAAGGGCAAAAAUGUCGAUGAAGUUAUUGAGAGUGGCCGAUCUAAAUUAGCUAGCGUACCAACUGGUGCCGCCGUAGCAGCAUCUGCGGGAGCUGGAGCAGCAGCACCAGCAGCAUCUGAAGAAAAAGCUGCCAAGAAAGAGGAAAAGAAAGAAGAAUCUGAUAAUGAAUCUGAUGAUGAUAUGGGCUUCGGACUAUUCAACUAAGAUAAGUUAUUCUCUUGGCUGUUUGUAUUUCAAAAACUGAUGGUUAAAUAAAACAAUUGUUUUAAU